AUGAAUAAAUUAAUUCGCAAAAGCUCAUUAAAUACAUAAGCUCUUAAAGAAUAAGAGAAUAAAAAACUCAAAUAAUAUGUUCUUCAAAUGGAACUAAACCCAUCUCUUUAUGAAACUUUAACAUAAGAAUAAAUAUUUGGUAUUCUAUGCAUAAUUCUAACUAAAUCCUCCUAUCAUAGAACUCAAUCAGAAAUUGAAAUCCUUAAAAAAGCUACUAUUCAUAUAGACUAUUUUUAAAAAUUGAUUGAAAAAGAUCAAGGCCCUUUAUUAUGGGAAAGGUGCCUAAGAAAAAUGAGUUAUACAUUCCUCUCUUAUGGUUAAACAUUGUUUAAAGAAGGUGAUGUUGGUACUACUUUCUAUAUCAUUUUGUAAGGGAAAGUAUCCAUCCACAAACGAUUAAUGUUUUAAGAUGAAAUUUAAGAUAAAGAAUUAAUCUAAUUGUAAGUUGGAUAAGCGUUUGGAGAACUAGCACUUGAAAAUAAUGAGCCCCGCUCAGCUUCAGUCAAAGCCAUACUUCCAACUCAUUUAGCAGUUCUAGAAGCUGAAGAUUAUAUGGCUAUCAAAAAAACUGUGAUUAACCAACAAAGAUAAAUGUACUUUGAAGAGUUUGCUAGGUUGAGUAUCUUUAGAGAUUGGAAAUUUGCAAGUAUUAAAUCCUUAUUUGAUGUUAUUAAAUAAAGCAAAUAUGGACUAAAUCAUCCAAUAUUUAGAGAAGGGGAUCCUUCAAAUGAAGUUUACUUUAUAUCAACUGGUUAAUUUAAAGUGGUUAAGACAUUAAGAAUCCCUUAAUUAAAUGCAGACAAUAAUUCUUAAGAUGAUUUAUAAAAUUUGAAAGAUAGGUUUGCCUAUUCGAAACCAAGUCUAUCGAAUUCAGAUAAAAUAGAUAUGCUAUAUUAGAAAAAGAAGUAUGGGAAUCUUGUCAUAAGAGAUACAAAAUCAAUUAUGACAUUAAAAUUUGUUGGGGCAGGUGAGAUGUUUGGAGAAUUAGAAAUUUUAAAAUAACCUGACUUAUGCAGAUAAUUCACUUAUGUCUCAACUUUUGAAUCCAACACAGUCUAUUAUGUAUCAAAGAGAGAUUUCUUAAGAGUAUUAUAUAAUGAUCCUCCCUUAUCUUAAAGCUUAAAUUCUUUAAACGAAGAUAAACUAAAAUAGGCCUUAGCACAAAUUCGAGCAUAUGAAAAGAACUUUAUAGAUCAAACAGAAAAACAAAUAAUUCUUUAACGAGCCUAAAUCAAAGAACAACUUAAUCCGAAACUACUAACCGAUGAAGAUCUAUAAUCCACUGUGUUAGUAAGAAAUAAAACCCAUGUUUCUAAGAUUAGCAGCAAAAAACAGUAAAUUGAUAAAAAAAUUCGAGAACUUACUUUAACUUUGGAAUCACCAAAAGCCGAUAUAAACUAGAGUACAUUACUUACGUAAUUAUUUACAUCUGAAAAGCAUAGAAGAUAAAGAACUGAGUUGUAAAUUAUGUAGGAUUCUAAAAAAGGUCCUAGAAACACGAAAAUAUCUCUUGAUUAAAGACAAAAAUCUGAAAUGCCAGCUUAUGAAUCGCCAAAAUAAAAUGUAUAUAUUUGUAAUGUGCUAUCAAAAUUGUUUUCAUCUUAGCCUACAAUUAAAGCUAAAAUGAACGAAUAAGAGGAAAAAGCACUGAAAUAAUAAUAAAAAUUCAAUUUAAAAGAAAUUAAAAAAAGCACUGAUUAUAUGUAUGAUAAUUCUCGAUAAUUAUUAAAAAAAUAAGUUACGGAAAUCUCAUAAACUAGAAGGAUACACUCAACUACUUCCAGAUAAUAAACUAGUCCAUCAUCAUCUAAAUUUUGUUAAAUGGAUAAAAUGUUUUCUAAUUCUUUUAAAUUGCAUCUUCCCUUAUAUAUGUAAAAUAAAUAUUUUGGAUUAACGCCUAAAGAUUAAUGA
Molecule: messenger RNA, 1911 nt
Organism: Paramecium tetraurelia
Lineage: Eukaryota; Ciliophora; Oligohymenophorea; Peniculida; Parameciidae
Exons: 4
Source: RefSeq, a predicted model, not a curated record